AUGAAGGCGGCAGGGGAAGGCGGACCACUGACAGACCCGAAGCCAACAGGACGCAAAAAUGAAAACAGACGUCCGGCAAGUCCCAAGCAGGGGCUUGUCUACACCUUCGUCAACAAGAACGCCACGACCCUUGGGACCAGGACGAGGAAAGAGGCUGUUAUGGUCCACUCUCAUGUGGCCAAGAAUGCGGCGAAGAAGCAGCAGCCGAAGCCGAGACUACUUGGUCAGAGACACGAAGUUGAAACGAUUGGGGACGAACAUCAUGGUCAUAUGGAUGCAAACAGAAGUCGUCAACGCCAGAGAGCGAGUGAUCCGACGUGGGCACACAUCAAACCAUUCUACAAGCCUCCAUCUCCCUCUCAAACACCAGGUCAGGGCUCAUCCGACCCCUUCAAUGCGGCGGCUUUCCCUCUCGAUGCAACAUGUCAUGCAUUGUUCCUUCUCUCCCGCAAUCUGUGGAUUGGCUAUCUCUACCCUCAGCCUGGCCACAAGCCAAUAUUCAUUCAUCAUGAAGCAGGGAACGCGUGGAACGAAAAGAUGUCCAUGACCAUCUCUGACAAAUUGAAAUUCCAUAGCCACCUCAGCGUGCUCCUGGCAUUUAUGUCUCGGUACAUGAGCCACGUCCAGUUUGGGGUCAAGACGUCCACGUUGCUGAAUAUCCAUUCGACUCUAGCUCUACAACUCUUGCGGCAUCACUUAGGUUCGGGGAAUCUUGAUCGCAAUACCUUGCUGUCGCUGUGGGACGCAUACCUCUCUGCGUUCUUUCGGGGUGAUAUACCGGCCAUGAAGUUGCAUUUCAAAGGGUUGAAGAGUGCCACGGAACUUGUUGCCGGGAGCGAGCUGGAGGAGCUCCUCAAAGAAUCCAUCAUCGUCGCUCAGUUUCUUCUUGCCAGCUGGACGUUGGAAGUAGGCGAAAUCGCAGAGGCUGGCGCCUGGAACCAGCACCUGUCCCAAGAGGAUGUACACAUGGCCGCAGAGCUCUCCUUCGAUUCCUCUCUGUCACACAUAGACCCCCUUUCGGCAUCUCAUGACGAUUGCGAGGACCCCAGGUUCUACCAAGCCCUCAUUACACAUGUGCAAAGAAACAAACAGGCAAUAUAUUCCGUGCGAUACUACAACUCCCUCAACAACUUCUCUGCCAUGGUCUCCAGUUCGCACCAAUCAACCCAAGUAGACUUCUACAAACCCCUGCACCAUAGCCUCCUUUCUUUGGGUGUCCAAACCCUCGCCCUUUACACAUCAGCACGGAACCCCUCCACUCCCACUUCGGCACUGACAAUAUCACUGCAAUCAACGUUCUGCCUCGCAAUCAGCUACGCGCGGCACCUGAUCCUCGACCCAACGUGGUUCACGGCGGGUGUAUUCGUGCCCUUCCACCACCUCCAGACACACCUCGAGGACCUCUUCAGACAAAUGGAGAAAGAGUUCGGCAACAUGAUACACGAGGAUUUCGUCCUCUGGGUGCUCUUCAUCGGCGCCUGCGCCGAAGAAACCGUCUUCAGAUCGAAGAUCCUGAACGACGACGACUUCUCGCACACGCGCUGGUUUUCCGUACGCUUCGUCAAGUUCACCGAAACCAUGAAUCAUCCGAUACUGCUGCGGGAGAAGAGAGACAGAGUGGCACACGAUGAGUUUGGACGGUUUUUGUAUGAUGACGUUUUGGGUCCGUUGUUGGAGGGUAUCUGUCAGAAACGUGCUUUGUUCGGGAGGCAGAUUCGACUAGUGCACAUGCCAACACUUCCACGACCUUAG
Exophiala spinifera is the source of this 1752-nucleotide messenger RNA. RefSeq lists its product as uncharacterized. Lineage: Eukaryota; Fungi; Ascomycota; Eurotiomycetes; Chaetothyriales; Herpotrichiellaceae. The transcript has 2 exons. The record is from RefSeq and is a predicted model, not a curated record. Bases 1 to 1752 code for a protein of 583 amino acids.